AUGGAGCAUUUUGCGUUUCCAGGCAACAUAGCCUUUGCAGUUGAUGACUAGCGCAUUUUCACCUAUUAUUCAUGAAAGGCUCAUGUGUUGUUUAUUCAUCUAUGAAACAAUGUUUACAAUCGGUGAAUCACGAGCAAUUUCCGAUUAACAUAACACAGAACGGCAAGCACAAUAAGUGGCCGGAAAUCUUCAAUUUUCAACCGAAACUCCUCUGGAGAAUGCCGACUAAAAUUCAUCGCAAGCGGGGAAGACGACAACAACAUGAAGCCGCGCACAAAGCACAGAGAACAUCGCUUAGCACAGCGAAGGCAACGUCGUCAACACAGCGACCGCAAACAUGUACAGAGGCAGCGGCAAAACACUACAAUUACACUGCCAAUGGAGCCGAUGAAGAGAGGGAACACCGACUGCCGACGCUUCAAAAAGCGAUGGGGAGAUCAGGCAACGCUUACAGUUUACAGCAAAAUUAU
Messenger RNA from Porites evermanni, 470 nucleotides. The record is from the annotation of a GenBank genome assembly. Lineage: Eukaryota; Metazoa; Cnidaria; Anthozoa; Scleractinia; Poritidae.